This is a messenger RNA of Drosophila novamexicana, 3868 nucleotides long. RefSeq names its product transcription elongation regulator 1. Gene Ontology annotation, cellular component: nucleus. The coding region runs from base 95 to 2566 and encodes 823 amino acids. Gene Ontology annotation, molecular function: transcription coregulator activity; RNA polymerase binding. The record is from RefSeq and is a predicted model, not a curated record. The transcript has 6 exons. Lineage: Eukaryota; Metazoa; Arthropoda; Insecta; Diptera; Drosophilidae.
AUACUUAUCGAUAGCGGUAAAAAAAAGUUUGUAGAAAAUUUUCUUCACUUCUAAAUGCUAAUUGAAUAGAGUGUUAUUGAGUGAUAAUUGUGCAAUGGAAACUAGUUUGGAUGAAAGCAUGGACGCCGAUAGAGCAAGUCCAAGUCCGCAAGACAUUCAAUCGCAAACUUCACCAGCAAUCAACGGCAAACCCGCUGGUGUCGGUGUUGGUAGUCAAGACGGCCUAAAAGGGGUGGCAAUUACUAAUGAAAAAACAAACGCCAGCGACUUGCAAAGGAACAAGCCGUUCAAUGCGUUUAGCGGUCGCCCCAUGGGCGAGCACACCCAGAUGCAGCAGCAGCAACAGCACCAGCAGGCUGCUCAGCAUAUGGCUAAUAAUCAACCAGCUCAGGCGGUCAAUGGAGUUGCACAGGCGCCAGAAAUUUGGGUCGAAACGAAAGCCGAGGACGGACGUUCGUAUUAUUAUCAUGCAGUGACCCGUGAGACAACCUGGACGCGACCGGAUGGUCCAAAUAUAAAAAUUAUGACACAAACGGAGGUCGAGGAACUGGCCAAACGUCAAACGAAUACCGUUGAUAAGCCUGAAACGAGCUUAACGGAUCAUGCUGAAGUGCCAGCAGGAGCAUCUGCUUUGCCUGGCCAUUCACAUUUGACCUCGCAACCACCGCCGCAUCUAUUGAACCAACCACCGCCCAAUGCUGCGGCACCGCUGCUUAGCCAGCCGCCUCCGAAUGUGCGACAGCAACCGCCACCGAUGUUCCAGCAGCCACCCGGCAUGCAGCCCCCGCCAGGCUUUGGCCAGCCGCCGCCGUUUUGCAUGCCACCACCCGCUUACGGCUUUCCCGGUGCUGCACCAGCAGGUCCCUGGGGCGUUGGAGUGCCACCAUGGCAACAGCAGCAGCAUAUGCAUGCACCGCCUGGAGCAGCACAAGACAAGCCCGCUAAGAAUCUGAUUAUCAAGCCGGGUGUGAUUGAUCCGGCGGUCAUAGCCCGCGCAGCCGAAUGGUCGGAGCAUCGUGCACCUGAUGGCCGACCCUACUAUUUUCAUGCAGCACGUGGCGAAAGCGUGUGGGAAAAACCACAAGCGCUUCGCGACAUGGAAGCGGCACGCAUGGCAGCCCACUCAGGCGCUGCACCACAGACAGCAGCAGUUGGCCCGCCGAGCGGCAUGCCGCCUCAUUUGCUUCCCAAUCCGCUAAUGCAUAUGCCGCCGGGUGCUGCACCUGGCUUUGAUCCGCAAAUGGCAUUCGCAGCCGCUGCGGCAGCCAUGAAGGCUAACAGUGAAAACAACAAGGCUGCACAGGCUGCAGUGCUGGAGAAGGAGGCUAAAAAGGCGGCCGAGGAAAAGCGCAAAAAGGAGGAAGAGCAAAAGAAGCUCGCGGCCGCAGUAGCGAGUGCCAAGCAAACCGACAAAUCGCGUCCAGUGACCAGCACGCCCAUUGCAGGCACACCAUGGUGUGUUGUAUGGACCGGUGAUGCGCGUGUCUUCUUUUAUAAUCCAUCAACUCGCACUUCAGUUUGGGAUAGGCCAGAAGAUUUAAUGAACCGCGAGGAUGUCGACAAGGCGGUUAAUGAACGGCCAGAGCAACUAAAAUCCGCAGAAGAAAAGUCUGCCGAGCCAGAUCAUAAAUUAGGCGAGAAUGCCAGUGUGCUGGAGAAGCUGGCACAAGCUCAGCAGCAACCACAACAGGUUCAGCGCGUGGAACCGGAUGAUGACGAAGAUGAUGAGAUCAUUAAAAUACGCACCGAAUCCGAAUCGAGCGUAGAGGAGGUACCCACAAAGCGGGUGCGCACGUUUACUAAACCCAAGAAAAAUGAGGAUGCAGUACUGGAGGCUGAACAGCGUGCGGCCAAGGAGCGUGCUUUGGUGCCACUGGAGACGCGCGUCACUCAGUUCAAGGAGAUGUUGCGCGAAAAGGAUGUUUCAGCAUUCAGCACCUGGGAAAAGGAGCUACACAAGAUUGUGUUCGAUCCACGCUAUUUGCUGCUCACAUCAAAGGAACGCAAACAGGUAUUUGAAAAGUAUGUGAAGGAUCGCGCAGAGGAGGAGCGCAAAGAGAAACGCAAUAAGAUGCGACAGAAGCGCGACGAUUUCCGAAAACUCAUGGAGGAAGCCAAGCUGCACGGCAAAUCUUCCUUUUCGGAGUUUAGUCAGCGCAAUGCCAAGGAGGAGCGAUAUCGAGCCAUAGAGAAGGUGCGCGAGCGCGAGAGUUUGUUCAAUGAAUUUAUCGUUGAGGUGCGUCGGCGGGAGAAAGAGGAUAAACAGCUAAGAAAAGAGCAGAUAAGAGCUAACAGAUUACAGCACAAAAGCACCCACCAAAUGCAAACACCAAAUUCACAUACAGCCGUUGAUCCUGUCGUCAUCGUUGUCGUCGUCAUCUCGUUGUCUUCAUGGUCCCAGUUCCAGGCCAAAGUUGAUAGCUCAAGUUCACCACGCACACGCUUGCAAAAUCUGUCUGUGUGGUAUGCAAAAAUUGAAAAUUACCUGAUAAUCGUUGGUGUGAUUUCCACUUCCCGCCCCGCCCUGCGUCGCACAUGUCGCCUAGGAAUGAUGUUGUGCCAAUGAUGAUGAUGAUCGAUGAUCAAUGAUGGUGAUGAUGUUAUUUGGCGUUAUUUUUUCGUAAAAGAUGUGAUGUUGAUGUUGAAGGAUCAAUGUUUGGGUUAUUGGAAGCGGAAGCAGCCACUCAUCACUGAACAGCAACAACAACCAUUACAGAACGGGCAACAGCAACAACAACAAAACGUGUACAGGUGGCUUCGAGGCUGAGCAAACAGUAUGAAUUAUACAUAAUUUAAUUAAACCAAUAAUUUUUUUUGUUUUACCAAAACUUGUAAAUGGCAGCGCCCACAACAGGAGAAUUAAUUAACCCAAUCCAAGCCUGUGCAGAGCAAAGUGAGAACUGCCUUAAGAGAAUAACAAUUCCUCUCUCCACUCACAUUGCUCUCACAAGCUUCAGACAACGGCGCAGCACGUUGAUAGACUCUCUGUCUCUCACUCAGACACUAUUUUAUUUAUUAUAUCUUAUGUAUUUGGUAUGUUUACUUUAGUUUUAUGAACUGUGCACUUCGGCCCAGCUGAAGUCCCUGACCCGGCCCGCAAAAAUCAUAGAGAAAAUGCAUCAUACAUUACCGAUUCCCUAUUACCGAUUCACCUAUCUAAGACACACAAAUAUCUUAGACAAUUUCUUAAUUAAUUUAUUAUAAAUUUCGAAUGUAUAAGCUAGGAUGGCAUCGUAUAUUUUGGAACUCGGAAUGUUUAAGUUGUGUAUUGCAACAUUUUUCCUAGAAAACAUUUUAUUGUCACUUCUGUAAGUUUUUAAAAAAUUAUAUUUUGAUAACAAGUGUCUAAAUAUUAAAACGUAUUAUUAUUUAGAUAAAAUAUUAGCCAAGCUUGGGAUUGAAACCCAGAUGCCGAUUGUCAAGUUCCCUUAGUGCAUCGCUCACUUAGACAGCUUUCUUACCGCGAUUAUAUGGUUUAGUUGAGCAGUUUAAUUGCUUUUGACUAGCUUUUUUAGUUUAAUUGAUUCUCAUCCGAUAUAGUCUGUUUCAAACCCUGUCUUACACUGCAUUUCUCUAACGGUAUCACGGCCAAAACUAAUCACAAAUUUUUCUUUCAGUUAUGUCUCUUUCAAAGCUAAUCUAAACAUUUUUUUUCAGGAAAACAAAGCGUGUAACUAUGUUUAUAAGUUUAAAAUGAUUAUAUAUUAAGGCAAGAUAAGUUAGUGCCCUACGUUAUAGCUCCUUAAGUGAAAUAUGCAUCAGUGUCAGAGGCGUAACUAAUUCAUUUUUUCAAUACAUUUCUCUUCUCUUCCGCAUGGCUGUCAUGUUGAAUUACUUUUUGAAUCUUUAGAUACGCAAGGACUUCAUG